AUAAUUUUGACGAAAUGGCAACCCCCUCCCUAUCAAUCCAACAAGAAACAGAUCUACUCAAAAAGGAGAACAGACUCAUAGGAAGAUGGUAUCGGAAAUACCAACUCGAGUUUCGAGACAUCUUCGUCUUCCAUAACAACCUCGAGCAUCUCAGGACAAAAUUCGAAUUUAACAAGAGAGCCAAAAGAAAGAUCAUCAAGAAAGCUGACUUUAAUCAUCCCUGAAGAUUCCCUCGCUCUUUUGAAUUCUCGUGAAGAUUAAAGACAAAUAGAAAGAAGAUUAAGGCGAGUCUUAAAGGGAUCUUGGAUAAGCAGAUUUAUACUAUUUCUGUAACAAAUAAAGAUUUUAUCUAUUAUGCUCCGCUUAGUCGUUAUUCUCCCUAUAUUUACAGUAUUCUUCCAAAUGUGUCAUACAGCUUUAUCUUAGAAGGAUAUGAGGUGUCGGUAAAGAGCUUGGUAUUGAUCCUUUCGAACCUGCAGAACUGCAAAAGCCUGGAGCUGGGGAACUGAAAGUUUGGAGAGUUUAAGAAAAAGUAUAAUAUACGCUCCAAGUCAAGUCUUAGCAUCAUUAAAAUCAAAUACUGCAAAGAUCACUUGAACAGAGGAUUUUUUGCUAGCCAAUCCAGCUUUCGGAGACUCUUAGAGAUGAUUCAAGGAUCAUCUCUAAUAAAUAAUCUGAAGCAGAUUGAUUGAAUGCCAACUCUCAAAGAUAAAGAUUUGAUAAGGAACGAAUAUGCAAUGUUUGGGCUUGAAAAUCUGUUAAAAAUUUCCUAA
Molecule: messenger RNA, 773 nt
Organism: Moneuplotes crassus
Lineage: Eukaryota; Ciliophora; Spirotrichea; Euplotida; Euplotidae
Source: the annotation of a GenBank genome assembly